AGUGGUGGUUUUGCUAAAGUAGAAAAAGCUAAAUGGAGAGAAAUUGAUGUUGCAACCAAAGUUAUUACAAUUGAUAAAGAUUAUAAAGGAAAAAAUAAACAAGAAUUAUUUGAACAAGAAGUUUCAAUGAACUAUAUCCUCAGACAUCCAAACAUUGUCCAGUUCCUCGGUGUAGUCAUGAAAAGUAGAACCAUGGUUAUGGAAUAUAUGAAUGGUGGUACUCUUAGAGAGUUAUUAAGUCAAAGAAAUGUUUUAAACUCCUUCGAAGAAAAUCCAAUGCUCCCUUUAAAGAUUGCAAUGGAUAUUGCUUUGGCUUUGUUAUAUUUACAUAAAUCCUCAAUUCUACAUAGAGACCUAACAUCGUCCAAUGUUUUACUCCAAAAUCCACUUGAUUUAGAAAAUGGUAAACCAGUGGAUUAUAGAAAUUGUAAAUCCAAAAUAUCAGACUUUGGAAUUAGUAAAGUUAAAAAUGGAAGCUCAACUCCAAGAGUAGGCAAUGUAUCCCACAUGGCCCCAGAGGUCUAUCAAAGUAAACCAUACACCGAAGCCUCUGAUGUUUUUUCUUAUGGUAUCAUUCUUUGGGAACUUAUAACC
Messenger RNA from Dictyostelium purpureum, 594 nucleotides. RefSeq lists its product as uncharacterized. The record is from RefSeq and is a predicted model, not a curated record. The annotation marks the transcript as partial. Lineage: Eukaryota; Evosea; Eumycetozoa; Dictyosteliales; Dictyosteliaceae. The transcript has a single exon. Gene Ontology annotation, molecular function: ATP binding; protein kinase activity. Gene Ontology annotation, biological process: protein phosphorylation.